Prorocentrum cordatum is the source of this 567-nucleotide messenger RNA. NCBI's taxonomy places the organism in Eukaryota, Dinophyceae, Prorocentrales, Prorocentraceae. The record is from the annotation of a GenBank genome assembly.
GAUGCGCAGAGCGACAUGGAUCGGCAGUACGCCGUGGAGCAGUUCGAGGGCGCCGUCGUAGAGCUCGCAACCGCCAGCGAGGAGAACGGCAGCCUCGCGGUUCAGAGAGCGCUGAAGCUGGCACCGCUGCUGCAGCGGGUGAGGCUGAUAGGCGAGCUGCGCGGCUGGGUGCCAGGCCUGAUCCGAUCGCCGCAUGGCGGCGAGGUGCUGCGUACUUGCUUGCGUUUGCUGCCCAGGGCCUGCGGCUUCAUCGCGCGGGAGAUAGAUGGCCAUGCCAUAGAUUGCCUGUGGCUGCAGGGUGGCGCUGGGGUGCUCUGCGAGGUGCUCCGGUGCCUUCCAACUGCGCAGGUGGCUCCCAUCAAGGCUGAGCUGCUCAAGCGCCUGAAUUUGCUAUGUUAUAAUCCGCAGUGGGGGCAGGUCAUAAGGACCCUGCUCGAGUGCGGUGCCCGCAAAGACCAGCAGCAGACGGCCGCGUUCGUCUCGGAACAAAUGGAGCAUAUGAAUGAACUCGCACGAGAAGUUGUUGAAUGUCAUAUGCGCGCAGCCACUGGCUCGUACCAGCACUAG